This is a messenger RNA of Coccinella septempunctata (seven-spotted ladybird), 1083 nucleotides long. RefSeq lists its product as uncharacterized. The record is from RefSeq and is a predicted model, not a curated record. Bases 1 to 1083 code for a protein of 360 amino acids. Lineage: Eukaryota; Metazoa; Arthropoda; Insecta; Coleoptera; Coccinellidae. The transcript is spliced from 4 exons.
AUGGUAAGACUCCCAUUAAAAUCAUCAUCUAAUCUUUUGGGAUCUUCCAGACAACGUGCCUUCCGAUGCCUCCAAGGACAAUUGCGCAAGUUCGAGGGAAACCAAGAAUAUUGCCAGCUCUACAAGGACUUCCUCACUGAAUAUGAACAACUCGAGCACAUGAAGAAGGCUCCCUCAGACAUCUCGCAUCCCAGAUACUAUUUGCCGCAUCAUGGAAUUCUCAAACCAGACAGCUCCUCCACCAAAAUGCGAGUAGUUUUCAAUGGUUCCAGUCCCACCUCAACAGACAUCACGAAGAUGUAUAGACAGAUCAUGGUGCAUCCAUACAAUUGGGAUCUCCAAUGCAUUCUCUGGCGAAACUCAGAAGAUGAGAUAGCGACGUACCACCUCACCACCGUCACCUAUGGAACCAAGGCUGCUCCUUUCUUGGCCAUUCGAGUCCUCCUCCAGCUCAUCGAAGAUGAAGGUCACAAGUAUCCACUCGCCAUUCCACCACUCACCAAAGGUCGUUAUGUUGAUGAUAUCUAUGGUGGUGCAGACACGAAAGAAGAACUCUCAGAAAUCGCUAUCGACCUGAAAAAUCUCUGCAUGGCGGGCGGCCUCCCCUUAGCAAAGUGGCAAUCGAACUCUCCUAGUACGCUCAAGAUGGUAACCGAGGAAGAAAUGAUACCAUCGCCGAUCUCAUUUGACGACUGUCCUACUUCAACGAUACUUCUAGGCCUACUCUGGUAUCCUCAAGAGGAUUACUUCUCAUUCAAGAUCAACUCAAGCUCAUCUGGGUCUGUGGAACUUUGGCUCCAGAAACUGUCAUGGGACGAACCACUGUCACCUCAAGUCACAGAAAGAUGGUGUAACAUCAGAGAAGAUCUCAAAUCAUUGAUCAAUGUACGAGCACCUCGCUGGGUAGGCACCCAAGAAAAUGCUACCAUAGAACUUCACGGUUUCUCUGAUGCUUCUCAACUUGCCAUGGCAGCAGUCCUCUAUCUCAUUCUGCUCACAAACGAACACUCCACGGAGGUACACAACUCACACUGUCCACCAACUGACAACAAUAUUGGAUCAUUGGAAGAAGAGCCCCAGUGA